Leptopilina heterotoma is the source of this 1718-nucleotide messenger RNA. Its product is annotated as acyl-CoA Delta(11) desaturase-like. The coding region runs from base 282 to 1313 and encodes 343 amino acids. Gene Ontology annotation, cellular component: endoplasmic reticulum membrane. NCBI's taxonomy places the organism in Eukaryota, Metazoa, Arthropoda, Insecta, Hymenoptera, Figitidae. The transcript has 6 exons. Gene Ontology annotation, molecular function: stearoyl-CoA 9-desaturase activity; iron ion binding. Gene Ontology annotation, biological process: unsaturated fatty acid biosynthetic process. The record is from RefSeq and is a predicted model, not a curated record.
UUACUAGUAUGUCCUAAGCUAACGUUAUUUUAAUCUAGACACCGUAUUCGUAACAAAGUUUUUUUCUUUUUCUGCCUGAAAUAAAAAUUUUCAUUCCACAAAAAAUAUAAAAAUAAGAGGAAGAAAAGUAUUCAUCCUUUUUUUCAAAACAAUGGUUUUUCAUCAAUGAAAAUUGUCAUUCUUUAAUUUAUUUUUUGGGUAAAAAGGAAGAGAGGAAUAUUAAUAAGAAGAAGAAAAGAAAAUUAAAAUUAGAAAAAAGUUAAAAAAUAAAGGAAGAAAUAAUGUCGGCCAGUGAGGAAAAAGAAUAUCAUUUGAGAGAAAAGGAAGAGGAUGUAGUGUCAACGAGUGAUGAGAAAGAUUAUAAACAGAAAAAUGAAACAUUUGUGGAAAAAUUUAGUGUGUGGCGAAAAAAUAUGAUUUGGAGAUAUUUUUGCUUCAUUACGUUAUGGCAUGUUAUUGGUUUUUAUGGAUUUAUCACGUUUCCGUAUUCAACUCAUAAAUUGACAACCUUAUGGAUUGUCAUUGUAUAUCUUUACGCUGUUUUUGGAUUAUGUGGUGGUGCUCAUCGUUACUGGUCACAUCGAUCUUUUAAAGCAAAAUUACCUCUUCAAAUUAUUUUGGCCGGUGGUCACUAUACAGUUGGCAUACUUAGAAUAUACGAUUGGGUUAAAAUACACAGAGUUCAUCAUAAAUAUACGGAUAUGGAUGCAGAUCCACAUAAUGCAUCACGAGGAUUUUUUUACGCUCACAUUGGUUGGUGGGUGCAAAAAAAGAAUCCAGAAUUUUUAAAACGACUCAAAGAAAUUGACAUGAGUGACGUGAAGGCUGAUCCAGUUGCAAAUUUUGGAGAUAAAUACUACUAUAGUAUGUUAACACUAAUGACCGUAAUUUUACCAUCACUGGUACCAAUAUUUUUAUGGAAUGAAAGUUUCUAUUGGGCGAUAUUGUCACAAGCAUUUAUGCGUUAUGUAUUGGCAUUAAAUUCAAUUUUAUUGAUUAAUAGUGCAGCACAUAUGUUUGGAUCAAAACCAUUUAAUAGGUACAUAAUGCCGAGUGAAAAUCGUCUAGUUGUACUUUUAACAACUGGAGAAGGAUGGCAUAAUUUUCAUCACACAUUUCCCUGGGAUUUUCGUGCCGGUGGAAUUGAUAAAUACGACUUUAAUUUAACAUCCUUUUUAAUAAAGCAAUUUGAAAAAAUAGGCUGGGCCUACGAUUUAAAGACAGCAAGUAAUGAUCUUAUUAAAGCGACAUCAAUAAAGAGAGGCGACGGUAGUCACACAAAAUUAUGGGAAGAAGUUCCUGAACCUAAAUAGUAUAAAUUGUAAACUGAAAAUUUUUCCUAUUUUGAGGAUGUAAUUUUUAAUUUAUUUCAUUUCAUUUUAUUUAUUUAUUUAUUAUAAUUAUAAAUAUAAAUUGAAAUUUUGAUUUAAUGUGCCAUUAUAUAUUAAUUUUUUUUAAAUUACAUUUUUUUGUUUCAAAUUAAACAAAGUGCAGUGUUAUUAGUAUAAAUUUAAUUAAUUUUUUUUAAGUUUAUUUAUUGGUUCUUGAUUUAAGAUGAGAGCGAAUAAUCUAUAAAUAUAAUAAAUAUUGUAAAAAAGAAGAUUGUUUUACAAAAUAAAUUAUAAAUUUGUCAUUUUUCUAGGAUAAAAUAAUGUUGGAUAUGUAUAAUUAAGGGGAGGAAAAGGUUUGUAAUUUAAAAUAAAACAAGAAAAUAAUAA